Messenger RNA from Hydractinia symbiolongicarpus, 2511 nucleotides. RefSeq lists its product as uncharacterized. The transcript is spliced from 2 exons. Lineage: Eukaryota; Metazoa; Cnidaria; Hydrozoa; Anthoathecata; Hydractiniidae. The record is from RefSeq and is a predicted model, not a curated record. Bases 176 to 1987 code for a protein of 603 amino acids.
GCUUUGUUUGAGAGAUCGAUUUAUGUGUAGCUUUAACGUGUUUUGAUUAAAAGUAGCUAGAAAAAAAACAUUUUGAAGAAAAAGAAAACACAACGAAGCACAACGUAGCUACAUUUAAAGCCAAUAAAAGUCAGGUAACUAAGAGGGAUAUUUUCAAUGUAGUUUGUCUUCAGGGAUGGAAAAAAAUAAGAAACAUGAAGUCGAUCUAAAAACAGAUGUAAAAGAAAACAAUGCAAGUACGAAUAAGAACCAGAACAAGUCAAAUGGUCCAGAGGAUUGGAAAGAGCUUCAAGAUGGGCUUAAAAUGGAAUUAGCACAAAACCACAAUACUGAUAAUAUGAUUGAUAUCACUGGACUGUUGACAAAUUUACUUAAAGGACAAAACGAUUCUGCAAGCCCUUCAGGUCUGGCUCAAAUUGAUUUUCGCAUGAUUAAACCAAUAAUGCCUUAUGAAAAUUGGCUACCUGAUCUGUUUCCGUGGAGCACACCCGAGAGCACAAAGAAUCUUGCUUGGAGACAGCACACACCUGUCGCACUUAUUGAUCGGGACUGGAAAUGCUUAAAUGAUUGCCUUGUGCAGUUUGCUCUAAAUUAUACUCAACCCCCAACAUGCGAAAUGAUCAAUCUUCAAACAGAAAUCGAGGAGAUUAUUCUUAGUGUUGUAACAGUUUUAAAACAAAAGUUUAAAUUAUUUUCUGGUUGUAAACUUCACCACACAGGCAGUGUAUACGAAGGUUUAAAAAUAGGCAAACUAGAUGAAUUUGAUUUUAUGAUUGAACUUACGAGCCUGCAAGAUUUAAUAACUUUCAGCCAUCCUGGAAGUCAGAAACAGCUCUUGUCAUUUGUUAUCGACGAUCUCUCUUUCGUCGAUGAUAUACCGAUUCUAGUCACACCAGAUGUUUCACAAAAUAAAGGUGAAAGCAAACAGAGAGAAGAAAUGGAGCUGGAUAGUCUAGAAAAGUCAGGUGCAAGUGAUGCAGAUAACGCCAAUGGUCAAUUUAUUGAUCUAAGUGAAGAUAUACAUCAUUGUCGAAACAGAAACAAAACCGCAAGUGCAAGUGAAGAGGACGAAGAGAAUAUAACCGAUUUUUCAAUAAUUUUGCGAAGUCUAGCUAUUAUUAUAGAAGACGAAAUCCAAAAUCAUUUACCUCAGCAUAUUACAUUAAAACAAAAUAAGUUCUUGCGGACUCCCCUAAUGGUUUUAGAUUUCUUUCAGCACCACAGUGCUUUCACGUACGUGUUGGAGAAGGGUGAUGUUUUUGUGAGUAUUGAUAUUGCUUUAGCAGUGCCAAUUUAUAAUUUGGCUCCACUUUGGUUGGGUUCUGGUGGUAUGAUAAAAAACAGCAUGCCACAUGACUAUCUUGAACAAGUCAAGAGUAACCAUACUAUUCAUUACGCUAUCUUUCGGAGUGGCAGUACCUGCAGAAUAUCGUUCUCAUUUGCUGAAAAAUCAUUAAUAAAUUUAUAUUCUAAUGACAGCAUUCAAAAGCUUUGUUUAAGGGUUGUUAAAUACCUUCGUGAUAACUGCACAACACACAUUGCUUCAACUGAAAAGGGUUCAAAGUAUCCAAUCUUGAAUUCAUAUCACAUAAAGACAGUGUUUUAUUUCAUGUUUGAGAAGUACUCGUCGGCUGAUGAUUGGCUGCUAAAGCAUGUUGCUGCGAGAGUACUGGAAGCUCUGCUGGUAUUACAGAAGUGUUUUGUGGAGAAAAAAUUAGAAAGCUUUUUUAUACCGCAUUAUAACGUUUUGCGGAAAAUGAAAUAUAUAUCAGAACUUUCUGAUACGAAGGACACUCAAAUAGUUACAGAUGAACUUCGCUCUAUAGCGCAAAUGUUAAUUGAAAUCGAGGAUACGAAAUCUGUCCCACGUGGCUGUGAAAUGCUUGAUUUAUUUGUUAGGGAAAAGAAGGACAAACUAAGAAAACUUUCAGAUGAUGAAUACCUCGAAAGAAUACGAUACGAUUUCAUUUUCGAUAAUUGUGAGUAAUUGGUGUCAUACAAUAAAGUUUUGAGUUUAAAUAUAUUUAUAUAUAUAUGUUAUAUAAAGAAUUUAAAAACAACUCGAAGUAUUACUAUCAAGUUAUUCUCACUUUCUCAAAAGAAUGAAUAUUUAUAUAUUUUUUCAUGUUAUUUGUAGUUAUUUGCACGGUCGAUUAGGCAGCAAACCAGGCAAUGAGUUGAGUUCUUUAGGGACCAGAAAAUCAAACAAAGUAGCCACAUUGGAGAAUAUUACGAGUUAGUGCUGUCAUAAAUAUAUAUAUUAAAUAAAUGUACCUUAAUUUAAAGAAGUCUGUUUAAAAGAUUUUUUAAACUGAUGUACUUCGAAUUCUGAAAGGGAAUAAAAAAGAUGAAGAAUAUGAGGUUUAACUUGCUUUACUUAUUUUUUCUUUCUUUUUUUUCAAAGAAGAAAUAUUUUUACAAUUACCUUAAGAUAUAUUAACUGAUAGUUUUAAACAAGUCUUGCAUGCCGGCUUCUUAUUGUUAACGUUAUAAUAACGUUUCUUUUUCUAU